This is a messenger RNA of Humulus lupulus (European hop), 1219 nucleotides long. RefSeq lists its product as uncharacterized. The transcript is spliced from 4 exons. Bases 88 to 981 code for a protein of 297 amino acids. NCBI's taxonomy places the organism in Eukaryota, Viridiplantae, Streptophyta, Magnoliopsida, Rosales, Cannabaceae. The record is from RefSeq and is a predicted model, not a curated record. Gene Ontology annotation, molecular function: nitrite reductase [NAD(P)H] activity; 2 iron, 2 sulfur cluster binding.
CAUGUCCACAGCUUCAAAAUCCACACUUUCGACUUAAUUCUCUUCCUCUUCUUCUUUCUUCUGCUUCUGAUAAAACUAUACUUAACAAUGUCUUCUUCAGCUGUAGUUGCAGCAAGCUCAUCCUCUUCGUGUACCACUACCACGUUCAACAGACACCACCACCACCACUCCAUCAAAACUCCUCCAAAGCCCUUAUCCCACUUCACCCUCACCCAGAAAACCACUUUCCAGGGCUUCUCACUCAAAGAGUCCAAAAGGGGUGUGGCUGCAGCAAAGCCCCGAAGACUCACGUGCAAGGCUACAGAGGUUUCGGUUGCAGAAGAGUCCUCAUCCUCGGGCGGCGGAGGAGAGAACUGGGUGCCAGUGGUACCUCUCUCUGCGCUGCCAAAGGGGGAGAGAAGAGUGAUUAUACAAGACGGGGAGACCAUUCUGUUGUUGUGGUAUAAGAACCAGUUGUUUGCCAUUGAGAACCGGUCUCCUGCUGAGGGUGCUUACAGUGAGGGUUUGAUCAAUGCCAAGCUUACCCAGGAUGGUUGUAUAGUUUGCCCAUCAACUGAGAGCACAUUUGAUCUUCGAACUGGAGAAGUGAAGGAAUGGUAUCCCAAAAACCCAGUACUGAGAGUUCUAACACCGGUUUUGAGGAAAUUGUAUAUAUAUCCAUUGAAAACUGAUGAACAAAAUAUAUAUAUCAGUAUCAGUGGGGGCAUGGUGAAACCUGAUGUCUCUGCCGAAAUUGUGUUUAGCGGUAAAGCUCAGCCGGGUGUCACUGCUUCUGAUGUCAAUGUUGAGGAGGUAAGGAUGGUGGUUGAUGAGAGCUCAGGUGGGUUUGGUUUCACAGGGAAGAAUGAGAUUAUAAAUGGGAAGGCAGCUGUAAUUGGGUUCUUGCUGUUGUUGGAUUUUGAGCUAUUGACUGGUAAAGGUAUUCUCAAGGGAACAGGCUUCUUGGACUUUAUUUAUUCUAUUUCAAAUGCUUUGCAAUAGUCUCAGGAAUCAAUCAUAUUCCUCUGAAAUGAGAUGAGGAAGUUUUAAAGGCUUUGUUGAGUUCACUGUGUUUUGAUGUUAUAAUCUUUCUUUGUGUUAUUGUUUUGUGUAGAAACUAGGAUGAUCUAUAUAGUUUCUUCUUCUUCAUGUUUUCUACAUUAUAUAUCUUUUACCAAACUGUACAAUAAUAUAUAUAUGAACACAUUUGAAGUAAUCAACAUGUGUUUUUAUUUUUUUA